Molecule: messenger RNA, 510 nt
Organism: Amphibalanus amphitrite
Lineage: Eukaryota; Metazoa; Arthropoda; Thecostraca; Balanomorpha; Balanidae
Gene: mRpS23
Product: probable 28S ribosomal protein S23, mitochondrial
Exons: 3
Coding region: 1-510 (169 amino acids)
Biological process (GO): translation
Cellular component (GO): mitochondrion; ribosome
Molecular function (GO): structural constituent of ribosome
Source: RefSeq, a predicted model, not a curated record
AUGACAGUAUCAGGGCUGAUCAGGUCUGGCUCACUGAAUGCGAACGAUCGGCCGCUCUGGUACGACAUCUACGAGGCAUUUCCACCCCGGCUGGAGCCCCGUUUCGACCGGCCGAUCAAAGUGAAGCCUGUGCAGCCCAUUUUCUACCAGGAGGACUCUGUGCGGGCACGUUUCCAGCAGGAGUAUGGGUCGCCGGGUACGUUGCAGCUGCGCCGGUCGCCGGCCGCCCGACCGGCCUCCAUCUGCGACCAGUUCGUGGCGCAGUUCGAGGCGCUGCGGGGCGUGUCGCCGCAGCUCUCCGAGCAGGAGCUGUUCGAGGCGGCCGCCGACGCGCUGCGGGCCUCCGGAGUGACCCUGCGCCGCGCGGGCGCCGGCCCGGAGCCGCGGGCCGCCUCCGCCGAGGGCGAGACCGACCCAGCGCCCGCCGCCGCUACUGCUGCUGCGUCCGAGAAGGAGCUGCUCAGGGUUGCCGACCUCUUCGACGAGCAGAAACCAACAGAGAAAAGAUAA